GAGGCGACAACUAUGCCAUAGGGCAGGCAAUGUAUCAUUUAAGUAGUUCCAAAUCAUUGAAGUGUUCAACCUGAAAGAGAUGUUCGUCGUUCAUUUAAUCAAGAAAGCUCGCUCUAGACAGUGCUGUAUAUUUUAUUUAGUGUACCUAACUCGUGUGUUGUCUACUCUACAGGCGGUUUGAAAAUGAUAUAUUGACAUUAGACAUUGACGAGCAUCAUCAUUAGCUUCUCGCCGAUAAAAGACAAUCAUGUAUAAACUACUAGGAGGCCUGAAGGAAUACUUCAAACUACAGGAUAUAUGCACCAGUAGUGUUAUAUUCCGGUUGCAUAACAGCUUCACUACUGCAUUACUAUUGGCUUGCAGUUUGGUCAUCACCGCUACUCAAUAUGUCGGUCAGCCCAUCAGUUGUAUUGUGAACGGCAUUCCCACCCAUGUGGUUAAUACCUACUGCUGGAUUUCAAGCACUUUCACAAUGCCAGAUGCAUUCAGAAGAGAGCAAGGUCGUGAAGUUGCACACCCUGGUAUAGCCAAUGACUUUAAUGACGAAGAUGCUAAAAAAUACUACACAUACUAUCAAUGGGUGUGCUUUGUGUUAUUCUUUCAGAUUUUUUUUUUUCAGGCGGCUGCGUGUUACUUGCCGAAGGUUCUAUGGGAGGCCUCAGAAGGUGGCGUGAUGCGUACUACUGUUAUGGGUUUGAACCAUGGUAUCUGCAGGGAGGAUGAAAAAUGUGCGAAGAAAAACGCACUAAUGGAAUAUUUUUUGAAACGACUGAGGCGCCACAAACUUUAUGUUUUACGAUACUUUGCAUGCGAAGCAUUAUGUUUGGUCAACAUAAUUGUCCAAUUAUGGAUGAUGAAUAAAUUUUUCGAAGGAGAAUUUUAUUCAUAUGGCUGGAGAGUGAUGAAUUUUUCGGAUCAACCACAAGAACAGCGAAUUGAUCCAAUGGUGUACGUCUUUCCACGUGUUACCAAAUGUAUAUUCCAUAAGUUCGGUGCGUCUGGAACAAUACAAAAACACGAUUCUCUCUGCAUCCUACCCCUGAAUAUAGUGAAUGAGAAGACGUAUAUAUUCAUCUGGUUUUGGUUCAUUAUAUUAGCAGUAAUGCUCAUAUGCCUUAUGAUUUACAGGUUUUCUAGAUGAUUUCAUAAGUUUUUGGGACUUGACGUUUCGUUACGUACAAAAUGGUAACGGGCCAGACGGCCAACCAGAAGAGCCCAGUGGGCCGCAGGUUGAGUAUAGUUGUGCUAGAGGAUAGAAAAAAAGAAAUAAAAGAUUAGUUGAUAGUUGAAAAUUGUGAGAAAAAGUUAGUAACGUUUAGUUCCAAAAACACAGCCUUAUAAACUCACUUUAUUGCGCCUUUGGUUAUGCAAAAAUUGAAUGACAUUUCUAGUACAACGAAAAUUUGUGUUUUAUUUAGACAUACAAAGAAAUUUAAUAUUUUAUUUUUUCAUCAAAUACACCAUUUAUUUUAUUGGAAAAACUGCAUGAUCGUACACAGUAGAUCCUAAAUAGAACGCAUACAGUUAAACGCUUAUCAAAAAGUGAAAAACUUAUGUUGCAUAUUCAACGGACUUAAACAGGAUUUUCUGCUGGGCUCUAAAAUCGCGGUUUUUACAUAAAAAUGACUCCCAAAUUUACACCGUACAUUUUUAGCAGCCCUAAAAAAAUUGAAGUAUUGCCAGAUACCAUUAGAAGUCUUCAGUUGGUUAAAUUUGUUUAUUGGAAUAAUAUUCCAAGUACACCGAAAAAUAUUUUUUGUGGGUAGCAAUUUAGUUGCCACGACCUUAUAAAGGGUUAUAAAACCUGAACAAUGCGCAUUUCUUAAGUGUGUGCGUGUAGUAUUCUAUUCCAUUCUUUGUUUUUGAGAGGUUUUAAACAGUUCAUUCGCCUCUAACGUGUAGAAUGAUUCCUCUAUUUUGAGAUUUGGCGUUUGCUAUUUAGUUCUCAAAAUGGCAUACAAGUUCGCUCAGCGGCCACAAAUUUCCUAUAAUUAAAACUUGUUUGAGUUACAUAUGAUUAUUUCUAGUUUAAUGGCUUACGUUGUUAGUGACUCCUGUUGCCUGUUUUAUCAGGAAGCCUUCUCAGGUGUAUUCUAUACAACUUUUAGCAAGCUUAUUAAUUUUAAAUAUAAUGUCAGAGAUAAAGUAAGGUUUAAUGUAAGUAAUAAUAAUUCUAGGUGCUUACCCUUUUUAGUAGAUAGAUCACUUAGAAGUAAAAUAUAACUAAGGCUAUGUGUAUGCUUGAUGCUAAUCUUAUCUAGAAAUCCAUAUAAUUUGACUUCCAUAGAAUAAUCUUGCAAAUUGAAUUUAAUUUGCGAUUCUCUCUGCACUUCACACUUGCUUUUUUCUUUUCUAACUGUAUGUCGAUGUUUCAUUUAAAAAAUGGUUGCUAUGGUUUUCUUUUUCCCCUAUUUCCAUCCAUUGAAUUCAACCUCUGAACGAGGUUCGAGGAGGCAUUUGGAUGCCACCUGUCCAUGCGCUUUUCCAAGCAUUUGAAAUGUCGAUCUGAUAUUGACCUGUUGUUCGGUAGACGGACACCAUCGGAUUGCCAGAGUAAUCCGAUUUCGAAUCGUUCGCCGUUGUAGUGGGUACAAGGUUCGAGAGGCGCCACAGGUUGUUCAUCUUCUCUGGAUAACAGUGUGCGUUCCUGCUUGAUGAUUGUUACACUGUCCAGCGAGAAAAUUUUCUUCACUAUUUGAUGGAGUUUCGUAUCAUCCGACUCACUGCACAUGCUGGUAUGGUAGGUGUGACUAUUAUUCAUGGAAUCCUCCGUUGAACGAACACCACAAACCACCCAGCCAAGGUUCGUUUUCGCCGCAAUGGGUUCACUCAUAUUACCUUCACGACUUUUGCGUUCCAGCAUUAUGUUGGCGUGUUUUAGGCCGAUGAGGAUUCGGGGACGAACUUCUGUGUAAGACAGGAAGAUUUCGUAAAUAGCAAAACUCGCUCUCGAGGUAGUUCAUGUCCAGCGACUGAUAAGGCAACUGAAGUUCUUUGACCGCCUGACGCCUUGAAGGCGAUACCGUUUGCCUUCCCGACCAGAGAUCUUAAUAUUUACACUGUGCGAAUUUGACUCGAAUCGAUGUGUGCUUCCGGUCCAUUUGAGUAAAAGUGGGCGCAGGUCUCCAGAAAGUUACAACUCUUUCACUAGUUCUUCGUCAAAGAGAGUAAGCUCCGAUCCAUCGUCAAGGAAAGCAAAGCAUUCCACCUGUUUAUUAAUCCCUUAAAGCGUCACGGGUACAUAGCGGAAGGUGCCUGGACCACUGCCGUAUAGAUGAGUAUAAAUGUAGCGCUCCUCGUUUUGCAUUCAACGUGCAGUGUCAUUUCCGGACUCCUCCACAGCAAACGCAAUGUUGAGAUCCUUGUGCAACAGCGCAUGAUGUCUAAAGGCGCAUCCGUUUCACUCAAACAUCGCAUAUAAUGUAUAUAAUUAUAUAAUUUAUAAUUUAUAUAAUGUAUAUAAUUUAUAAUUUAUAUCACACUAUAAAUUCAAAUCAUGCUUUUUGAAUUUCUCUUACAGAUAACUCCUGGAAUCUUUUGCAUUUUCCGACGUUCGUACAACCGUCUUUACACACCAAACAACUUUUGUUUUGGUCCACUGCUGCGCUCGUUGAUGAGUCAGCCAUCGCUACAUGUUUCUGGGGGAUUUUCUGAGGUUCCUCCUUACCAAACUCUUCUAAAUGAGUAUUCACGUAUAUUUCUUCACAAAUUUCUCGAGAUUCCUGAUGUUUCCUACUCGAAACUGUGGUUCGAAAACAACGUUUACGUCCUCUGCCAGACCAUAUAUCCAUCGGUUGCAUGUAGAAAGCUUUACCUUUGAUUUGUUCUUCCGGUACUUCGCCCAAUCGAGCCUAAUGUGAGGUGGUAAUUUGUCCACCAAUUCCUUCAGCAGUGUUACGUCAGAACUAUACUCCAUUUUCCGCAAGCUUCUAUGGUGGCACUCAAGUUCUGCACCUCAAAAGCAAAAUCAACGAUCUUAUCCAUUGCUACUCCUUUGAUAGCCGGCAACGGUAAGAUCUUGUCUUUAAGGUACUCGAAUAUUGUCUUCUGAAUCGCACCUUUAAAACAUUCAUUGCUUUUCUCACCGCCGCAUAAGAAAACUGCGAACUGCACAAAAGCUUUCCCCCUUCAAGCAAUUUCCUAAGCGGAUCAUAUUCUCGGCUUCGGUGUUUCCACACAUCUCUGUGGUAUACUGCUAGGUCGCGAUGAAAAUUGGCCAUUCUUCAGGAUUGCCGCCAAACUUAGGUAACCUGAACGACCUGACAUGCUGCUAACUCGUCUUUAGUAUGUCGUUUGUGUCUCUCUAAAGAAUUCUAAGAUUUCUCCUUGGACUUUUUUCCUCGCUACCGCUCGCCGUUACACAUCUUUUAAACUUUCGAGUCAUGAGUGCGAAAGAAACCAGUGCGAAUCAAGGUGCGGAUGAAACGCUAUCGCAAACGCAGGAAAGACAAAAUACGGGAGGCUGUGUCAACUGCUCGCGCCCCUAUAGUAACGACAAUUUUGGCCAAUGUGACCAGUGUGAUGGCUGGUGGCACAUGCGCUGUGCGGGAGUGACCGAAUCAAUCGCGGAGAGGCCCUGGUCGUGCCGUAAUUGUCUAUCUUUGUCUAUCCACAGCAAGGCUACAAACCGGUCGGCUCAGAUUGCUCUGAGACUGAAGAAGCUGGAGGAGGAGCGCACAAUUCAACAGCGUGCGGCGGAGGCAGAGAAAAGGGCCAUCGAGCAGGAGAGGAAACUCAUGCAGGAGAAGUUUGCUCUGAUGGAGGAGCAGCUUGAAGAUGAACGGGAGAAAGCAAGCAACCGUAGCCAGGUGAGUCGACGAUCGAGGAAACAACGAGUGAUGGAAUGGGUGCAGCAGCAGUCAUCGAAUGAAGGAGCUGUAGGAGGAGUACCGGAGAAGCAAGGUGCAGAAACCGGACGCAAUCCUUUCGUUGCGGAGCAUCAGGCAGAGCCCAACCCAGUGAAGGAACCACCGAUGCAGCGUGGAGAAAUACUGGUAGAUCCGUCGAAACACAACCGGAAUCAGCAGCGGUACACAGGCGCGAUUCCUAAAACGGUUCCGAAUCGUCAACUCAUCACGACGACGUCUGUAGGUAAUCCUAUCCCCUCCUAUCCCCUCUGAACCUGGUGGCAGUGUGGGCACCAGGUAAGCCACCAAAAAUUAUCCUACCGAAAGAGAAAAAAUUAUAUGAAAAUAAAAUUCAGAUAAACGAUUAUUAUAUAGAUAUGCUAGAUAAAUUGGGAUCUAUUAGCCCGGUACCUCAAAAUAUGAGUCGAGCUGAACCCCCGCCGGUAACCCUGCGGACUGGCUUAGAUUUAUUAGUUCUCCUGGUCAGAUGUUGCGAAUCAACGAGUUCGUGGACAGGUAUAAACAUCUCCGUGGCCUCUCACUUUCCGGAUACGAGAACGCAGUACCGGUUUACACUACCGUUAAAGGUGAAAGAAGGUGAUUCCAACGAACCAGUUGCCAUGGAAACCCGUCUGGGAUGGCGUGUGUACUGGGGAUCGACACUUCGUUGAACAAUAUCGUCAAUUUCCACGCUUGUGAUUGUAACUCGGAUCGUGCAUUGCACGAACUGGUGAAGGAUUAUUUCACUCUCGAGGACGUCGGUUCCAGACCGAACAAUGAAUUGCUGUUAGCCGAUGACAGGAGAGCUCAGCAUAUUCUGGAGAAGACCACUACACGGGUGGGCAAUCAAUUUGAGACAGUGCUGUUACACGACGACGAAGUUGAAUUUCCGGACAGCUACGGAAUGGCUUUACGAAGACUGGAGUGUCUAGAGCGUCGGAUGGUGAGGAAUCCAUUAUUACAAGAGAUAAAUUACCGUCAAAUUGAAGAGUACCAACAGAAAGGUUACACGCAUCGAGCUAACGAGGAGGAGUUGCGGUGAAUCUAAGAAGAGGUUGGUACCUACCGCUGGGAGCGACAGUGGAUCCAGAAAAACCUGAAAAGGACCGACUGAUAUGGGAUGCCGCAGCUUUAGUGGAUGGAGUUUCUCUCAACGCAUUCCUUCUCAAAGGCCAGGAUCAGCUCACAUCAUUGUCAGCUGUAUUGUUGCGGUUCCGACAGAUUGCCGUGGCAGUCACCGUCGAUAUUCAAGAGAUGUUCCAUCAGUUGCGGAUCCGUGGAAUAGAUCGACACUCGCUGCGUUUCUUGUUUCGUGAAGAUCCAACCGCUACACCAGAAGUUAUGGACGUGGCUACAUUCGAGGCUACCUAUUCCCCAGCAUCGGCGCAGUAUGUCAAGAAUAGGAAUAUCGCAGACUUUGCCGAAAAGUAUCCAAGAGCUGUGGAAGGGAUAACAGAAAACCACUACGUUGACGACUACCUCGAUAGCUUUGUUACAGUAGUGGAAGCAGUGGAGAUAUCGGAGCAAGUGAGGGCGAUCCAUAGCAAAGGAGCCUUUCUGCUACGAAACUGGCAGUCAAAUAGUGCUACCGUGAAGCAGCAAUUGGGUGAAAUCACUCCUCUAACAAACACUUAUUUCAAGAUAAAACUGCAGAAAACGGACGGGUACUGAGCAUGCUGUGGUUGACUGACGAAGAUGCCCAAAGCUUAAGCGCACAGCUGAAGGAAGACGUGCAGCGAAUCGUGGAAAGUGAAUCCCGUCCUACGAAGAGACAAGUUCUACGGUGUCUCAUGAGUUUUUUUUUUCGAUCCGCUGGGCUUGUUGAGCGCUCUCAUGAUCCACGGCAAGAUCUUGCAUAUGGCGCGUUGGAACUCAAUGGGAUGAGCAGAUCAGUGAAGAUCCCGAGGAGCGAUGGCGGAGCUGGACUGUUGUGUUACAGCGGAUUUCGACCGUAAAAAUUCCCCGAUGCUAUUUCUCGAACGCUACCAUGCAGUGCUACCGUCAGCUACAGUUGCACAUCUUCGUGGACGCGAGCGAGGCUGCGUAUGCAGCGGUAGCGUGUUUUCGGAUCGUCGAAACAAAUGGUACAUCAAAAUGUGCUCUGGUGACGGCAAUAACCAAGGUUGAACCCCGGAACACCUGUCCAUUCCACGGUUGGAGCUACAGGCUGCUGUACUUGGAACUCGAUUGAUGCGGUUUAUUCUGGAGUCCCAUACCGUAACAAUAACUGAGCGGUACAUGUGGUCGGACUCUACAACAGUUCUGGCGUAGCUUAGAGCGGAUCCCCGCAAGUAUAAGCAGUACGUAGCCUUCAGAAUUGGGGAAAUACUGGAGCAGACGAACGUGAACGUGUGGUGGUGGGUACCUUCGAAGAAUAACACAGCGGAUUACGCCACGAAAUGGGGAAGCGGUCCAUCUGUGGACGUUAAGGGUGUUUGGUUCCAGGGACCAUCUUUUUUGUACCAACCGAUGGAAGAGUGGCCGAAGUUGAAAGUGCCAUUACCAAUGGUGGAAGAAGAGUACCGUCCAUGUAACGUUCAUGUGGAAGCGGCUGUACCAACGGCGGUGAUUUUUUUUUUUUUUUAUCCAAAAUAUAUAUUUUUAUUAAGGCUCAUAUGGCGUCAGCCUAACGGGGCCGGGAGUUCAAUUUUUCUACAAUGUUUGCUUACAACUAUGUUAGUAAUAUGUAACCGAUUACUCGCGGUUGGCUCGAGGUUAGUAUUACAAGUGUUCUCAUAAUUGGUAUGUUGCAGUCUUCGAUGCUCUGUACGUGUGCCCGACACGGGAUACCUGCUAUUGGGAUGCAGCUGACCAUUAAUCAGCAACGCCCCCCUAGUCUGUACCCCAUAUCUAGCGUGGUGCGUCUUUCUCGACUCGAGGAAUCCAGGAUAGAAUGGUCACUAGCCGGCGCAAUCAUCAGCUUGUGUAGAGUUGUCAUAAGCGGUACAACCUUUGGCUCUUGUUGAAUGAUCAGUGGACUGCACAACCUUUGGCCCGUGUAUCUGUAAAGAGUGUGUGUAUGUAUUGCCGCGACUAAGUAAAAGUUUAUCGUUUGGAUAGGAGGGAUAUGAAACGGGGACACAACGAAGGAAACAUCAUUAAACGUUGACAUCGGCGUUUCUGAGGAACAGGUAUAGAUGAAGCAGAAGAUCAGGAUCACGGCUACCUAAGAUAUCCCGGAUGGGGAUAUCCGAUUGUCUGCCUUGUGCUCUCAGUACUCUAGAGAGCUGAGAGCGAGCAGCAUGGAACCGGAUACACGACCAGACAACAUGCUCGAUGUCGUGGUAGCCAUCGCCACAAUCACAAAGAUUGUUUGCUGCGAGCCCAAUGCGAUAUAGAUGCGCGUUUAGGUUGUAGUGAUUGGACAUAAGCCGAGAUAUCACGCGAAUGAAAUCACGACCUACAUUCAAUCCCUUGAACCAUGCACUCGUCGAGACCUUAGGGAUAAUCGUGUGUAACCAACGACCGAACUCAUCUUCACUCCACAUGCGCUGCCAACUUACGAGCGUAUUCUGACGAGGAAUGUGGAAAAAUUCAUUAUAAGCAAUUUGCCUUUCAAAAAGUGUGCCUUCUGAAGCGCCCACCUUAGCUAGCGAGUCCGCUUUCUCAUUCCCCGGUAUUGAGCAAUGAGAGGGAACCCAUGCUAAGGUAAUCUUGAAUAAUUUUUCGACCAAAACACUCAAUAGUUGUCUUAUUCUUGUUAGGAAAUAAGAUGAGCAUUUAUCAACUUUCAUUGAGCGGAUUGCCUCUAUUGAGCUGAGACUGUCUGAAAAAAUAAAAUAGUGGUCGAUGGGCAAUGUUUCAAUGAUCCCUAAUGCGUAAUAUAUCGCACCCAGUUCAGCGACAUACACGGAACAAGGAUCUUUGAGUUUGAAAGAGGCACUGGAAUUUUCAUUGAAGAUGCCGAAGCCAGUGGACCCGUUUAUGAAUGAACCGUCAGUAUAGAACAUUUUAUCAGAUCCAACUUUCCCAUAUUCUGCCGAAAAUAUCGGCGGAAUAGAAUCGGAGCGUAGGUGAUCUGGGAUUCCAUGGAUUUUUUGUCGCAUGGACAGAUAAAAAAUGACAGAGGAAUUGCAGAAGUAUGGGAAGCAAACUUGGUUGGAGAUGCCUGGUGAAGGGUGCACGUCGUGGGUAAGGUACUCAUGGUAUAAAGACAUAAAACUUGACUGAGGAGUCAGUUGGAGUAGAUUUUCGAAGUUAUCAAUCACCAAUGGAUUCAUGAUCUUGCAACGGAUGAGAAAUCUGUAGGAUAAUUCUGUGAACCGAAGAGUAAGCGGGGGUACUCCUGCCAAAACUUCGAGACUCAUCGUAUGUGUCGAAUGCAAACACCCCAUGGCUAUACGCAAGCAACGAUAUUGUAUUCUCUCCAGCUUGAGAAUAUGAAUCCUGGCAGCUGAUCGGAAGCAAAAACUGCCAUAUUCUAACACUGAUAAUAUCGUUGUUUUGUACAAUUGAAUGAGGUCUCCUGGAUGGGCACCCCACCAUGUUCCGGUAAUUGUUUGGAGAAAAUUGAUUCUUUGCUGGCAUUUCUGUUUCAAAUACGCAAUGUGUCUCCCCCAGGUACACUUAGAAUCAAAAUAUACACCCAGGUAUUUGAAAAACAUAGAGUGUUGGAUCGUUUUGCCGGAUAGGUGAAGCUGGAAUUGGGCGGGUUCGUGCUUCCUAGAAAAAACGACCAUUUCAGUUUUCUCCGUAGAGAAUUCGAUACCCAGCUUGAGGGCCCACGUGAACAGAUUGUUCAGGGUAUCUUGCAACGACUUUUGCAGAACGACGGGAUUAGUACCCGUGAUGGAAAUAACUCCAUCGUCUGCAAGUUGUCUCAGCGUGCAGUCUCUAGUUAGACAAUCAUCCAUAUCAUUGACGUAAAAACUGUACAAGAGGGGGCUUAGGCAGGAGCCUUGCGGUAGGCCCAUAAAACUGUAACGAGAAGAUUUCGAGCUGCCAUGAGAGAAAAUCAUGUGCUUUUCUGACAGUAAAUUGUACAGGAAAUUAUUGAGAAUUGGUGAAAGUCCACGAUUAUGAAGCUUCUCUGAGAGAAUUUCCAUGGAAACUGAAUCAAAUGCCCCUUUGAUAUCGAGAAAAACGGAAGCCAUUUGUUCUUUGCGAGCAAAUGCGAUUUGGAUUUUAGAAGAUAGCAGCGCGAGACAAUCAUUUGUCCCUUUACCUCGGCGGAAGCCAAACUGCGUAUUUGACAGCAAAUUGUUCGUUUCGACCCACUUGUCCAAACGAAGUAGAAUCAUUUUCUCUAACAAUUUACGAAUACAGGAUAACAUUGCAAUCGGCCUAUACGACUUGUGAUCGCUAGCCGGCUUGUUGGGUUUCCGUAUGGCUAUCACUCUCACUUGUCUCCAGUCAUGCGGGACAAUAUUCAGCUCCAGAAACUUGUUGAACAAGUUCAGCAAACGCUGUUUUGCCAAGUCGGGAAGAUUCUUCAACAAGUUGAAUUUAAUCUUGUCCGACCCCGGAGCUGAAUUGUUACAUGAGAGAAGGGCAAUUGAGAAUUCCACCAUCGAAAAAUUCUCAUAAUCGCUUUGGUAACAGUGUAAAAUACAACAAAAAUUAUCUUAAGAUAAAAAAUGUACACGAAUGAAUUCGGCUCUGUUACAGCUGAAUUGCUAAAUGAGCCUAAUAAAAUAAACUGUUGGGACAAAAAACACCGACUGACAGAGCUGAUAGUAGAAGUGUAUCACAGAAAGUUCCAGCACGCCAAAUCGCUAAUAAAGUUGGUCCGAAGAGGAGUUGAUCUCAACCAACUCUCCUUCAUAUCAUUUAAGAUUGGAGUUGCAAUGAAGUGGAAAGAAAAGGCAAUGCAGCCAUCAAGCUGGCAAAGGGGAAUUUAUUUCCGUGAGUUUGUGGGUGCCGAGCGGAAUACAAUUUUUCGAGACGAGCGGCAACGAGAUAGUUCACAGCAGCGUGACUGUUUCUCCACACCGCUCGCUGCUCCCAUUCAGUCCACGGUGGCGAUGCAGCAGUAACAAUGAUUUGUGUGAGGAAUCUGAAAUAGGAUAUGAAACAAAUAUUACUGAAACUGUACGAAAUAAUGUUAUAACUCUACCUACUCUGUCUGUUGUGAGUGAUCGCAUAGUGUCGUCCUGUUGGUCCGUUGAACGUGGGAAACCCUGUGGAAGAGAAAACAGUAAUUAGCAUAUACUAUCAAAACACAUAUAGUUAUGCAACAGACCUCCACGUGUACGCUGAGUCAGAGGAUCAAAGUACACGUUCGACCAUCCAUAUCACCAAUCACGCCACCACAGCCAAGUCAGCAUAAUUGGAGAAGCCGGACCACGCCAGACAGAAGUUGCAAGUUCAACAGAAUUAGGUUUUAAAUAAGGGCCGUAACCAAAUUAGCCAGUUCAGUUAUUAUUACGAUCCCAAAAGUGUAACAUUAGUGUUUAAGCGAAGAAAUAAAGUUUUUUUUAUGACCUACCUUCCGUAAGUCUUAUUAUUAUAUAUUUAUCCUCGUUUGAACUAGACUACGAUGCUUAUGCAUUUGUAGAAACUUACUUGGAUUCUGCUGUGCAAGAUGGUUUGUUGUUUCCUUCGUGUUUUUCGGUCUAUCGCUGCGACAGAAACUCACUCAACAGCGAUAAACGGUCCGACGGAGGGGUGCUUGUUGCGGUUCAUCAUUCUAUCGUCAGCACGGGGUUUGCUCGAGCUGAAAACAAUGAAGCGAUCUGUGUUAAGAUGAAAACAUUGAAUGGAUACGUAUUUUUGUGUUGUGGAUACAUUCCACCUACCUCGAAUAUUUCUCGAUAUCAGUCGUUCGUUGCGUUUGUUGGCUCUGUCAUCGACGUCAUUCGGCCGGGUGACACGGUGCUCGUGCCAGGUGAUUUCAACCUGCCGAAUUUAAGGUGGAAUCAGUACAUUGAAGAAGGAAAUGACUCUUUUUUCUUACCUGAGCGAAUUGUUUCGCAGAGUGAAGUAGCCAUUGUUGAUGGUUUUUCGACGUUUGGAUUGAUGCAAGUGUGUGAUAUAUCGAACCAAAACAAUACAUAUUUGGAUCUAGUAUUCACCACUGACACCGAAACAUGCCAUGUUGCUGUGACGGACUCGAUUAUUAAGCAUGAAAUUCACCACUUUGCUAUGAAUAUGACGUUUGCGGUUGCUACACUGCGCGAAAUAGAAGUUGGGAAGUCCAGAAAGCAGAAGUUGGGAAGUCCAGAAAGCACAGAAGCAUCUUAACCUAAUGGAUGUGGCGCUGGUUAAGGAGGCACUAAGGGAUGUUUCGUGGAACGAUAUUUUUAUAUCUUCAGAUGACUUUGAACAUGAUGAGGAGACACAUAAGCAACACGCCGCAUCAAUGUUCGAAUAUCUUAACUCACUGGACGUUUUUCACUGUGGACUCAAUUGUUUUACGACUGUAUGCAACAGUACAGACUUCAACGUUAUGUCGUUGUAUUUCGUAUUGUUCAACGUUUUCGCAAGGUUUGCCCCUUUAUACAGGGACCGCUCGCGAUCGACAACCCCGUACCCGGAAUGGUUUUCAUCGGCUAUCAUUCAUUUUUUUUUCCAAUUCGUUUAUUUGUAAGGCUCAAUCGCAUAAGCUUUGCGGAGCCGCUAACUCAAGUUUUGUUUAUACAAAAAUUUCAUCUUAAAUCUAUGUUUAGUAGGUUUCGACCGAUUACUCGCGGUUUACUCGAGGUUAGAGGGGCAACAAUUUUUGUGGGACGGGUCAGGUUAGGGAUAUGGAUAUGAGGUAUCAGUGUCUCAACCGAGGGUUGCCGCACGCACUGUAGCAUUGUGCAUAAUGACCAGGGAUAGCAUCUGGUGUUCGACUAGCUGUCGAGGGUGGGCGACGGUGAGAUGAGGGGACAAUACAAACAAACUAAUAACGAAAAAGAAAAAAAAAACACAAAAGCAUUAAAUUCUUAUACUAGACCGUUUCACAAACAUAUAGCAUAUAGCAGAUGUCGCGAGUUCCCAACACGUCUCUAACAGGAACAUAGGGUUGUCUUCCUUGGACGUCAGGGGCAUUCAAAAGGUACUCUCUGGCUGCGUAAUUAUCCGUACAUUGCCAAACUGCGUGAUCGAUGUCAUCGUAACCGUUUCCACACCGACAGACAUUGUUUUGAACAAGAUUUAUUCUGUGGAGGUGCACAUCUAGCGAGUAGUGGUUGGACAUAAGUCUACUCAUUACACGAAUGAAGUCACGACUUACGUCCAAACCUUUGAACCACGCUCUCGAAGAAACCUUUGGAAUAAUUGAAUAUAACCACCGCCCAAGACUUCCAGUGUCCCAAUCGGUUUGCCAACUCAAGAGGGAACUCUGACGCAGUAAUUGGAAAAAUUCAUCGUAUGAAAUCUGUCUAUCAAACAAUUCGCCUUCCUGGGCACCCACCUUUGCUAGAGUGUCCGCCUUCUCAUUGCCAGAAAUUGAGCAAUGAGAGGGGACCCAUACAAAGGUUAUCUUAUAAGAUCUUUCGAUCAGUGCACUCAUCUGCAGCCUCACUUUUGUGAGGAAAUAAGAUGGGUGCCUACUAGUUCUCAUCGACUGGAGAGCCUCAAGCGAACUGAGACUAUCCGAGAAAAUGAAGUAAUGGUCUGCAGGCUUGUUGGAGAUCAUCCCCAAUGCGAAGUCGAUUGCUGCCAGCUCAGCAACAUAAACGGAACAAGGUUCCUGCAGUUUACGGAAGGCGCUCGAAUUUUCAUUGAAAACACCGAAGCCAGUGGAUCCAUUGAGGCGAGACCCAUCAGUGAAGUAUCUUUUCAUGCAAUUGACUUUUGAGUACUUUCGGUUAAAAAUACGGGGAAUGUAAGUUGAUCGAAGCUGAUCUGAGAUUCCAAGUAUUGCUUGUUUCAUCGACAGAUCGUAUUCAAUUGAGGAACUGCUGAUGGUGAAGUGAGCACGGUCUGGAGUAAACGAUGGAAGACAAAUAUCUGACGAAAGGCUAUCAUUCAUGUUCUCAAAGAGAAACGCAAAGCGCUAAAAAAACUGCAAAAGAAUUCUACGCCGGAAAAUGUUGCCUCUUACAAACAGUUAUUGCGAUCGUUCAAUGUUU
Molecule: messenger RNA, 13846 nt
Organism: Toxorhynchites rutilus septentrionalis
Lineage: Eukaryota; Metazoa; Arthropoda; Insecta; Diptera; Culicidae
Gene: ogre
Product: innexin inx1
Exons: 6
Coding region: 248-1141 (297 amino acids)
Cellular component (GO): plasma membrane; gap junction
Molecular function (GO): gap junction channel activity
Source: RefSeq, a predicted model, not a curated record